UUUCAUGAAAUUAUUAUAGGGACCAGAGUCCCCUCGGGAUCAAUUCUUCUGCAUCAACUUUGAUUAACAUCUAUUAAAUGGUGGUCGACUUUUCCCAUUUAAUAAUGGAAACAUCAUUAUAUAUGUAGUCUCUCCUGUAUUGAGGCAUUCAAGUCAUCAUCUAUUCUCUGUGUUUGGUUAUCUAUCAAUAGGGAAUAUUAAAGUCAGUCAUCAAUUGUCCUCUCAAAGACAUGGAAGGAGGAGAGCAUGGUGGAAGUGGAAGAACAGUGUGUGUGACAGGGGCUUCAGGGUUCAUAGCAUCAUGGCUUGUGAUGAGACUUCUUCAACUCGGCUAUCAUGUUCGAGCCACUGUUCGCGAUCCUGAUAACAAAAGCAAGGUGAGUUAUCUUCUAGACUUGCCGAAAGCUGGAACACACCUAACCCUGUGGAAGGCAGAUCUAUUGGAGGAGGGAAGUUUUGAUGAUGCAAUUCAAGGAUGUGAUGGAGUCUUCCACGUUGCCGCCUAUGUGCCUGUUCUUCCUGUCAACGAUCCUGAGAAUGAACUAAUUAAACCAACAGUAAAUGGGGUUUUGAACAUCAUGAGGUCAUGCUCCAAGGCCAAAACUGUCAAGAGGCUCAUCUGCACCUCAACCACCGGAGCUGUUACCGUCCAACCACCACCCGAACCUGAUCAGUAUGAUGAGAGUUUUUGGACCGAUGUUGACUUCUGCAAGGAAAAAAAGAUACCUGGAUGGCCAUAUUUUGUGGCGAAAACAAUGGCAGAGAAAGCUGCAUGGAAAUUCGCUGAAGAGAAUGGAAUUGAUCUCGUCGCCAUUCAUCCAUCUAUGGUGAUAGGGCCUUUUAUCACGCCUUUGAAACCUGUCAGCAUCGAUAUAACACUUGCCUUAAUCACUAGAAAUGAAGCUCUUUACCCACUGCUGAGUAGAGGAUGGGCGGUGCACUUGGAUGAUGUAUGUAGUGCUCACAUAUAUCUGUUGGAGAAUCCUCAAGCCAAAGGAAGAUACCUCUGCUCCUCUCACUGUUUUACCAUUUUUGAACUCUCCAAAUCACUCAGCCAAAAAUACCCAGAUUGCAACAUACCAACAAAGUUUGAGGGCAUUGAUGAAUCUUUGAAAUCUAUCCCAGCCUCGUCUAAGAAACUGUUGCACCUAGGAUUCAAAUUUAAGUACAACCCGGACGAGUAUAAUGCAGGGGACUUGUGCAGUGAAGCCAUUGAAUUUUGUAGAGAAAAGGGGUGGUUGACACUAUAGAGAGCAAGAAAUGAAAAGGCCAACAACAAUGAAGCUGGUUGGGACUCAAAAUUUAGAAUAUGGAGAGCUAUGUUUGAUAUGGAUGUUGAUCAAUUGUAGCGCUGAUUAGCAUGCUCUCUUUUUUCUUUUCUUUUUUGUUUGGUUCGUGUGCGCGCUACUUCAACAAUAACAUUCGUCAUUGGCAUUUAUCAUGCUUUGCUUUGUUUCU
This is a messenger RNA of Camellia sinensis, 1458 nucleotides long. RefSeq names its product dihydroflavonol 4-reductase. Gene Ontology annotation, molecular function: dihydroflavanol 4-reductase activity. Lineage: Eukaryota; Viridiplantae; Streptophyta; Magnoliopsida; Ericales; Theaceae. The record is from RefSeq and is a predicted model, not a curated record. Gene Ontology annotation, biological process: anthocyanin-containing compound biosynthetic process.